AUGAAGGACCGAAAUGGCUGGGACGGAAAACUGAGACUCGACGACCCGGAGAAUCGCCGAGCUGUUCUUGCCAAUCCGGAAGCUUUGGAGGAUCCAGAUUACUCAGAUGAGGAUGCUCCGCCUGUUGAGGAGAUUAAUGCGGAUGAAGAUUUACUCGAGGACGAGGAUCCUGACGCCGAAGAUAUAGACCUGGUACAUUUACGAAUAUCAAAUAUCACCGCGUUGAAGCUAGAACGAUUCACCAAGCUCGAGAGACUAUGCCUCCGCCAAAAUCAAAUCAGCCGCAUCGAACUCCCCUCCACCCUCGGCGCAACCCUCAAAGAGCUCGACCUCUACGACAACCUCAUCAGUCACGUCAAGGGUCUCGACGACCUGGUCAAUCUGACGCUGCUCGAUUUGAGUUUCAACAAGAUCAAACAUAUCAAGAAUGUGUCGCAUUUGACAAAGUUGACCGACAUUUUUUUUGUGCAAAACAGGAUUUCGACGAUAGAGGGGCUUGAGGAGUUGGUGCAUUUGAGGAAUUUGGAGUUAGGGGCGAAUCGGAUUAGGGAGAUUCAAGGAUUGGAUAAUCUCAAGGCGCUGGAACAAUUGUGGCUGGGAAAGAAUAAAAUCACAGAGAUGAAGAAUCUAUCAUCCCUCUCCAACCUUAAAAUUCUCUCCAUCCAAUCGAACCGUCUCACCAGCAUCACCGGCCUCAACGAGCUCCCCAACCUCGAAGAACUCUACAUCUCCCACAACGCACUCACCGACCUCUCCGGUUUAGAGAACAACAAAAACCUCCGUGUCCUCGACUUCUCAAACAAUAAAGUCACAAAACUCGAAGGAAUCUCACAACUGACUGAACUAGAAGAAGUCUGGGCGUCAAGCAACGGAUUGUCGAGCUUUGAGGAAGUUGAGCGCGAAUUGAGUGAUAAGAAGAAGCUGGAAACGGUGUACUUUGAGGGGAACCCGUUGCAAUUGAAGAGCCCGGCGUUGUAUAGGAAUAAGAUCCGGCUUGCGUUGCCGCAGAUUAAGCAGAUUGAUGCUACCUACGUGCGCAUUUCUUAA
This is a messenger RNA of Talaromyces marneffei, 1047 nucleotides long. RefSeq lists its product as uncharacterized. The transcript has 7 exons. Gene Ontology annotation, molecular function: protein binding. The coding region runs from base 1 to 1047 and encodes 348 amino acids. NCBI's taxonomy places the organism in Eukaryota, Fungi, Ascomycota, Eurotiomycetes, Eurotiales, Trichocomaceae. The record is from RefSeq and is a predicted model, not a curated record.